AUGCCCUAUCAAGAGGUGAACUCGGCAGGCAAACGUGUGCUGUGUCGCACCGGAAAAUUUGCCAACUCGCAUGCCGGAUUCGAUAGUUUUCCCCGAGAGCAGCGUGCAACAAGUCUUCUACAACAGCUCGCAGAAGGAGAGAUGCUUCUUUUCAAAGAAAAGAUCAACUAUAGGUUGGCAGGAAGUGUCGAUGGAAUGAAUGCAGCCAAUGGGGGUCUAGAAGUGGUGAACGGUAGCCACUGCAUGGAUAUUCCUCUCGGCAGCGAUCGCUGCAUUGCGUCAGAUUGGGCCGAAAGCAAUGUAUGGACACCCGCUGAGCUUGAAUCAGGCAUGCAAAUUGCAAAGUCUCCAACACAUUCAUCGCUGUUUCAUUAG
This is a messenger RNA of Penicillium hordei, 375 nucleotides long. RefSeq lists its product as uncharacterized. Lineage: Eukaryota; Fungi; Ascomycota; Eurotiomycetes; Eurotiales; Aspergillaceae. Bases 1 to 375 code for a protein of 124 amino acids. The record is from RefSeq and is a predicted model, not a curated record. The transcript is spliced from 2 exons.